This is a messenger RNA of Hymenoscyphus albidus, 1778 nucleotides long. The record is from the annotation of a GenBank genome assembly. NCBI's taxonomy places the organism in Eukaryota, Fungi, Ascomycota, Leotiomycetes, Helotiales, Helotiaceae.
UACUAUUCCACCUCCACCUCCACCCCGGCCUGCAUUAGCUAUUCUCCGCCUUACCGAGUAGACCUUGGAUCACAACGUCAACGUCGCAUGAUAUUCUCUCUCCAAGAACUUCAUUUUUUCUCCAAUAUCUGGACCUGCAGGAACUUCAGUAAAAUCGGAAACAAGAUGCCGUCGUUUCUUGCACUUGCGGUAUUGUAUCUGGCAGCAACGGGGAAUUGCUGGGAGCAUAUUUCGAGCUCGAAAUUAAAAGCAAAUCUUCAAAAGCAAGACGAUGCAUUGGUAGCCUGUGAGUCUCAACUUCAAUUUUCUCGAUAUCUCCCAUAUAUAUACAUAUGUGACAUUUAUAAACAAGCAAGUUUCUAGCUCUGGCACCGCUAACACGAGAUACCUAUAGUUAUCGCAGUAAGCUAGACUCUCUUCCAAAUUAGGAUUCCACACAAAAAGAUUCCCAACUGACAUCAGCCAUCGAAUCUAGCCAGAUACGUAAGAUUAUUGCCGAUCAUAUAUCACGCUUCUAUGCUCACAUCCCUCAGAGAACUCGCCAAGGCCCUGGAGCCAGAAUGGACUGCUGCAAAGUCAAAAAACAACUCAGAAUUUUAUAGCAUCGAUUGCAUCGCAGAGCACCAAUUCUGCAAAGAUCUGGAUGUUGCCUCCUUCCCAGCUAUACGACUCUUUCAAGGUCCUGAAAAAUGGAGCCGAUAUCGAGGCGAGAGAAAAGCCCCAGCGUAAGAUCUCUCUACAACUUCCAAGUGCAGCGAGCACCGACUAACAGAGUCUUGAAGCAUGAAGGCGUUUAUCAAAAGAGCAAGACGACCAGUUGUCUCAAAACUCAAUUACCAAAACGUGACCACCUUCCACUCGAUCGACGAUGCCGUAUUCAUCGCAUAUAUUCCCGAGGAAGGCGAUCAUGAAGACCUACUUGAGCAUUUCAUAGAGCUGGCGACACAGUUCCAUGACGCCCAUUCUUUUGGGAUUCUUGUCGACAAAGAGCUUGACGCUCCUAGAAUCACAUGCUAUCUGCCAAAUGAGGAUGAACCUCGAGUUUUAUCCAAACGGUUCAAUCCUUUUCGCCUCAAACAAUUUCUAUUUGACUCAACGGAACCUGCGGUUGGACAGCUCUCAAUAAGAAAUGAAUUCAGCCUUCACCGUGUAUGUUUUCUCUCUCUGACCCCCUUUUGAUCAUCAAUUCUGAUGUGGAAAUCUCAAGACCGAAAGUUCGCUGCUCUAUAUCUUUGCGGAAACCGACGAAGAACGCGCCGCUUUCAGAAAGCAACUGUCAGGGAUAGCCAAAAAGUUUAGCGAAUAUAUCACCUUCCUCACCGUAGACCCCGCUGUAUACGACCAUAUGCCUGCACAGGUAGACUUGGAUGCCAAGAAGAUGCCCGCAGUGGCGGUGUAUAAUGUACAGCUGGGGCAGGUGUUUCCUUUCGACCAGUCCAAGGAAAUUACGGCUGCGUCGAUAGAGCAAUUUGUGUUUGAUAUUGUGGAAGGGAAAAUAGAGCCUAGUGAAGGUAUAGUCACGCUUGGGGAUGAUGAUGAUCAUGAAGGGGGUCAUGAGGAGCAUCAUGAUAAGGCUCAUAAGGAAUCUAAGGAGGAUAAAAAGGCGGAUGAGAAGGAGGAUGAAACAGCUGACCAGAAGGAAGGUCAAAAAGAGGAAAAGGACAAGAAACAUGAUGAAUUGUGAAGUAUAUCUAUCUCCAGUUCAUUAGCCAGAUAGUGUAUCACCAUCACCAUGUACUUCUAAAUCAAACUCUUUCCCUAAAGUUCCUAACUUGUAC